UGAGUAAAAAAAAAAAAAAAAAACUCCUUCCUCUGCAUUCCAAAAACACACGGGUAGUUACACUAAACUUGUGGUAUCUUGUUAGCUGUAUGAAAUUCCUUCCUCUACAUUCCAAAACCAAACCCCAUUAUCAAUGCCAUCUUCUUCCCUUUUCACAGUUGCCACCCCUUCAAACCUCAACUUCCCUUUCUCCUCCACCAGAAACCGCUCUCGUUUUGCUUCACUUGUCAGACCCAAAGCUGCAAAUGAUUACUACUCAACUUUGAAUCUUACCAACAAUGCUUCGUUGCAAGAAAUCAAGACCUCCUAUCGGAAAUUAGCGCGCAAGUAUCAUCCAGAUAUGAACAAAAGCCCAGGAGCAGAAGAGAAGUUCAAAGAGAUUAGUGCUGCCUACGAGGUUCUAUCAGAUGAUGAGAAAAGAUCUUUAUAUGAUCGCUUUGGUGAGUCAGGACUACAAGGAGAAAAUGGAGGACCGGCCAGUCCCUCAGGGGUUGAUCCUUCUGAUUUAUUUGAUGCAUACUUUGGUCGUUCGGAGGGACUGUUUAGCGAUGAAGGGGGUUUCAGCUUCACUAUGAGAAACAAUAGAAACCGUGGCCAUGAUAUUCGGUAUGACCUUCGUUUGAGCUUUGAAGAAUCUAUUUUUGGAGGAAAGAGAAAGAUCGAAGUUUCUUGUUAUGAGACAUGUAACAUUUGUGAUGGUACAGGAGCUAAAUCAACGAAUGACAUUAAAAAAUGCACAAAUUGUGGUGGCAAAGGAGGAGAGAAGAAAACUCAGAAAACACCGUUUGGAAUGAUGUCUCAGGUUUCUACCUGCUCCAAGUGUGGUGGUGUCGGUAUGAUAAUCAAAGAAAGCUGUCGAAAGUGUGAUGGCAGUGGUCGUGUGCAAGCUAAACGAAAAAUGGAAGUGACUGUUCCUCCUGGUGUCAAUGAUGGAGACACGAUGCAAAUUCGUGGUGAAGGGAAUUUUGAUAAGAGGAGGUGUUAUACUGGGGAUCUUUUUGUUGUCUUCCAUGUUGAUGAAAAACGAGGAAUUUGGAGAGAGGGUCUCCAUUUAUACUCAAAGAUUAACAUUGACUUCACAGAGGCAAUACUAGGGUCUGUUAAAAAGGUAGAAACCGUUGAAGGUUUCAGGGACCUUAAAAUUCCUUCAGGGAUUCAACAUGGACAUUCAGUAAAGUUAUCACGAUUGGGAGUCCCUGACAUGAAUAAACCAUCUAUUCGGGGCGAUCAUUACUUCGUUGUAAAUGUUCAUAUUCCUAAAGAUAUCAGUGGCAUGGAACGUGCACUUGUUGAGCAGUUAGCUUCACUGAGAGCAUCUAGGAGAGGUCAUUCAUUUUCUUCUGAUGACAGUGGGAUACCUAAAGGAAAAUUCAAUGAUUUCAUGUGGAGGGAUACAAAAAGUGAUGCCUCAAGCGAGGGAACUAAAACUUCAAAUUCUCUUUGGGGAUCAAUCAAGAACAUCCUAAGGAGAGGAAACUCUGAAGAAAAGUUUGCAUCAAUUAGCCAUGAUACAUCAACACUGCCGUUGAGAUUUGGCCACCAAAAUUAUUCAGUCUCACAUUCGAUUUUUGUUGUUCUAUUUAUAUGUUGGAUUUUUAAAUCUAUAGCAAAGUCUAAGCACUAGUUAUUUCAGAAAACAACCUAGUCCUUCAUUUAUACCAUAUAACACGGUGAAUUUUAUCGGAUAUGCUUGAUAAGAAAAGUGGAAAAUUGAAAAGGUUUUGGUUUUCACACCUUUAAGAUUGGUUGAAGAUGUUUUGGUGGCAAAUGGUGGAAAACAUACUUAGCUUAUAUUGAAGCUACAAGAGAUCAAAAUUGAGAGAGCCAUCACAUUCCAUUUUCAAGCAAGGGUUGGUAACAAUGAUUAUGUUCAUCCUUCAUUCUAUAACAAGAAACACAACCUUUAGCGGUGGUUUAUGUUGAAAUUGAAACAUGUUCCUGUAUUGUAUUUUUAAGAUUUUGAAGUUACAUUGAAACUUUGCUUUCGAGUUGGCAUGCUGCGAUAAUUCUUUACAUAUGUAAAUUUGCUUUGUAUAUGGACAGAAAAUUAUUGAAAAGUUUUCAAACUUCUUUUUUUU
Trifolium pratense (red clover) is the source of this 2078-nucleotide messenger RNA. RefSeq names its product chaperone protein DnaJ-like. Gene Ontology annotation, molecular function: ATP binding; heat shock protein binding. NCBI's taxonomy places the organism in Eukaryota, Viridiplantae, Streptophyta, Magnoliopsida, Fabales, Fabaceae. Gene Ontology annotation, cellular component: cytoplasm. The transcript is spliced from 11 exons. The coding region runs from base 134 to 1624 and encodes 496 amino acids. Gene Ontology annotation, biological process: protein refolding; response to heat. The record is from RefSeq and is a predicted model, not a curated record.